AUGCCAGGCAAUGGAGCAUACGACUAUGCCGACUGGGAUGGCUGGGGCGCAGGAUGGGACGAAGACUGGGAAGAAGGGUGGAGAGCAGAUGCCUGGUGGAAUCAGGAGGAGCCGAGACCGGCGCACUCACGCCGGGUGCUCCCAUCUGCACCGGCCUGGGUCUCUCAGAGCUCCUCGGAUCGUCUGGCAGGCAAAGGUCUCAGCAAAGACAGGAUCAAGAUGCCGCCAGGCUUGGACGUCUCCAACGGGUUGGCGCACAGCAUACGUGCAAGCCGCCCGGAGAAGGGCAAGGACGGCAAGGACGGCAAGGAAGGGAAAGAGGGCAAGGCCUUUGCCAUCACCAUGAAGGGCAAAAAAGGCCCUCCACAAAGGGCCUUAGGAAAAGGCCAGGAGUCGUAUUCGACACAGAAGGGCACCUGGGAAAGGGGCCAGGAGAAAGGCAGGAAGCAGAGCAAAGACAAAGGCGGCCGACGACCGAAAGGAGGCUGGUGGUGGUGA
Messenger RNA from Symbiodinium natans, 498 nucleotides. The record is from the annotation of a GenBank genome assembly. Lineage: Eukaryota; Dinophyceae; Suessiales; Symbiodiniaceae.